UUUGAAUGGAAUCAAUUCGAACAUAAUAACCCAGAGAUAAAUCAAAAUUCCCAAUUUGAACAUAAUAAAUUAAUAACUCAAUUUCACAAUUCGAACAUAAUAAAUUAAUUUCCCAGAAAUAACUCAAAAUUCCUAAUUCGAACAUAAUUCAAAUUCCCAAUUCAAAAAAACAAAUGAAAGAGGAAAAGAGGAGUAAAUAAAAAAAUCCUUACCUUUGAGUGACUGAGAGAGGUGGUGGCGACAGAAGGUGGUGGCGCGUCGCGGAUUGAGGGAGUACGAAGUCUACGAACACCAGAUAUGAAGAAAGGAACUGAUAUUCGACCAAGGAGACAAUAUACGGUGGUCGGAGUGAGAUACGGUGGUCGGAGUGAAGGAAAUGAAGGGUUUUGGUGAGGAAGUAGAGGAAUUGAGGAGUGAAGGUGGCCGAAAGUCAGAAAAAUGAAGGAGAAAAUUAGGGUUUGCUAUAUAUAUGUAGGGGAAUUGGGCUGGAAUCUAUAUGGGCUUUAAACAUUUCGAUUUAGAUUUCGAUUUUCGGUUUUUUAGGACCCAAAACCGAAUCCAAACCGAAAUAAUUCGGUUUCAGGAUUUUGGAACCAAAUCCAAACUGAAAACCGAAAAAACCGAACCGAAUUUCUAGUUCGGUUUGGUUUGGAUCGGUUUUCGGUUUUUAUCCAAACUACUUUCACCCCUACAUAGGUCCAUAUUGAUUCAUUUUGUCUUUUGGAUUGGUAAAUUUGUAGCAAAAUCGAUCGAAUGUUCAAAUCUUAAAUUCCAAAUUCUUAAUCUUUAAUCCGGUCUAAUUCAAUCGAGUCUAGUAUAGUCUUGAAACGGUGAACAACCUUCGCUUAGGCGGUUCGACCAAUUACCUCUACUUUCUUUCUUUUUUUUUUUUUUUCAACAAGACCUCUACUCUUUUUUUUAACAACAAAUACCUAACUCUUUCCCUCUUCAAUUUGACAGUUUAAUUUCUUAUCAUUUGAACCUCCCGUAAACAACAACCAACUCUCACUUGCCAACUAAAUGCUUUUCAACCCUCAAACUUUCAUCUCUCUCCUCAAAUCCCACUGCCACUCCAUUUCCACCACCUCCGCCGCAUCCUCCACCUUUUUCAACCUCCAACAAUGGCGGAACAUCACCAAAGUUCGCCUAAAAUGGGUGAAGAACAAAACUAUCGACCAUAUUAUCGACAAAGAAACCGAUCUCAAAGCUGCCAUGCUUCUCAAAGAUGCCAUUAAACGUUCUCCAACUUCCUUCAUCACUGCCCGAACAGUCUCCGAUUGGCAGAAGCUUCUAGGUCUUACUGUCCCUGUUCUUCGAUUUCUUCGAAGGUAUCCUACUCUUUUUCACGAAUUUCCUCAUUCUCGUUACCCUAAUUUGCCCUGCUUUAAGCUUACUGAUUUUGCUGUUAUAUUAGAUCAACAAGAACACUUAAUUUAUGAAAAUGAUGAAUUGGGUAUUGUUGAAAGGCUUUGUAAAUUGCUGAUGAUGACGAAAUCUAAGGGGGCGCCAUUGCAAUCGAUUUAUCCUUUGAAAUGGGAUUUAGGGUUACCGGAUAAUUUUGAGAAAUUGAUUGUUUUGAAGUAUCCGAAUCAUUUUAGGGUUUUAAAGGGGAGUAAUGGGUUACCCUUUUUGAGUCUUGUAGAAUGGAGGGAAGAAUUUGCUGUUUCUGCAUUGGAAAAGAGUGGUGAAAAGAGGAUUGAAUUAGGGAAUGAUUAUAGGGAGUUUAAGAAGGGGCAAACCGCUUUAGCUUUCGCGAUGAGCUUUCCGAAGGGGUAUGGGUAUCAAAAGAAGGUUAAGGCUUGGAUGGAGGAGUUUCAGAAGUUGCCUUAUGUUUCGCCUUAUGAGGAUUCUUCGAGGCUCGAUCCUAUGAGCGAGCUUAUGGAGAAACGGAUAGUUGGGUUGUUGCAUGAGUUUUUGAGCUUGACUAUACAUAAGAAGACUAAAAGGAAUUAUUUGAGAAGCUUGAGAGAGGAGUUGAAUCUUCCUCAUAGGUUUACUCGGAUUUUUACGAGGUAUCCGGGGAUAUUCUAUCUGUCUUUGAAGUGUAAGACAACCACUGUUACUUUGAAAGAAGGGUAUCGAAAGGGUAGAUUACUGAAUCCUCAUCCGCUGGUCCGUAUUAGGGAUAAGUUUUACCAUGUGAUGAGAACGGGGCUUCUUCAUCGCGGUAAAGGUGUGGACUUUUUGUCGCCACAUGACUGCUUGCUGGAUAAUGCUGGAGAUGGAAAUGGAGAAGAGUCAGAAGACUAUGAAAAUAUGGAGGGGGAGGAGCAUGAGAUGGAAGGGGAAUGUUGGGAAGAGGAAACAUCCAGUUUGGAGGAAGAAUCUGAUGAGUAGCAGAUUGAAGCACAAGUGCAGGCAUUAGUUUUUGCUACUUUAGUUGUCAUACAUUUAGGACUCAUCGAGUUUAAAAAAACCGAUUAUGAAGAAAUGUGAGACAUUAUACGUCAACUUAUCAUCUUUGAUUCAUUAGGCUUGCAGUUAUCAGGGCAGUUUUAUUUACUAGCUUUAUCACUACAGAAAUGUUCACCAUCUCUACCUAUUUUCUAUUGCAGUCUAUAGGAUACACCGAUACAGAUAAUGUGUACCCUGCUUGUGCGCUUGGUCACAUUGUAUAAAGUAGAUUCAUCCUAUUUCUGACUGCCUGAUACUGAUCCAUUGUCUGAUCAAUGUUUGUACUCCAAAAUGAGACAUUACAAUCUCUGGUGAAUAAAGGUUAACCAACAUUACAAUCUCUGGUGAAUAAACUGAGCAAGAAGUUCUAAUUUUAAGCACUUCUUUAUUCAUUGCUGAGCAGCAGUGCAUAUCUGAAUAUCUGAUUACCAUCUCGUAUUGCGUUCACAUCAGAUCCCCCUAUCUGCAAAAGUUCGAUGUUUAAUCAGAGGCAUUGGGCAAUGUUUUUAGCUCUUCAAACUGCUAUAUCCAUAAAACAAUAGUCCAAUUUGGCUUACUUUGUAAAUUAAUGUGUAUUCUAUAGUUUUUUUGGCUGCUAAGCAUGGUUUUACAAUGCCAUUUACUACUUAGUUUUCAUUAACCCAGGAUACCCAUGUGGCCAUGUAAGUAUUUCACUGCAAUCUGAAGGUUAAUGUUACUCCUUUUCUGCCUAU
Molecule: messenger RNA, 3107 nt
Organism: Chenopodium quinoa (quinoa)
Lineage: Eukaryota; Viridiplantae; Streptophyta; Magnoliopsida; Caryophyllales; Amaranthaceae
Product: protein ROOT PRIMORDIUM DEFECTIVE 1-like
Exons: 1
Coding region: 1021-2337 (438 amino acids)
Molecular function (GO): RNA binding
Source: RefSeq, a predicted model, not a curated record